AUGCGUUCUACCAUCCUUGCUCUCUCUGCCCUGGUCGCCUCGGCCGUGGGCCAGAACUCCACUGCCUACAACAUGCCGGCUGACUUCAACAUCGGCCUGGUCAAGACCGAUGAUCUGAACUCCUGGUGCUUGGGCCAGCGGAACACAUGCCCUGAAAUCUGCAACGGUGACACCAAGCAGAACUCCUGCGACCCUGCCACUCUGAAGUAUCAGUGCAUGUGCGGUGACGGCUCUGUUCCUGACGUAUCAUCCUACGUCGAGACCGUCCCCUUCUACGUCUGCCAGGCCACGUACGGCCAGUGCAUCGACUCGCAUCCCAACGACGCCACGGGCCAGCGCACCUGCAAGAAGAGUGCCAAGUGUGGUUCCAAGAACGCCAGUGCGACCGACACCACCGCUUCGUCCUCGGUUCAUGCCUCGAGCACUCUGACCAUGGCCACCUCCACUGGCUCCAGCAGCAGCAACAGCGCCAAGAGCGGAUCCGUCUCUUCUGUGGCUGCUGCCAGCACCACCAGCAACGCUGCUGUGAUGGACGGUCUGCAGGUCUACUCGACCGGCCUGCUCGCGGGUGCCAUGUUCUUUGCCAUGCGUCUGGUUCUGUAA
Messenger RNA from Penicillium lagena, 603 nucleotides. RefSeq lists its product as uncharacterized. The coding region runs from base 1 to 603 and encodes 200 amino acids. The record is from RefSeq and is a predicted model, not a curated record. NCBI's taxonomy places the organism in Eukaryota, Fungi, Ascomycota, Eurotiomycetes, Eurotiales, Aspergillaceae. The transcript has 3 exons.